Messenger RNA from Dioszegia hungarica, 1044 nucleotides. RefSeq lists its product as uncharacterized. Lineage: Eukaryota; Fungi; Basidiomycota; Tremellomycetes; Tremellales; Bulleribasidiaceae. The coding region runs from base 1 to 1044 and encodes 347 amino acids. Gene Ontology annotation, cellular component: U2-type catalytic step 1 spliceosome. Gene Ontology annotation, biological process: mRNA splicing, via spliceosome. The transcript is spliced from 4 exons. The record is from RefSeq and is a predicted model, not a curated record.
AUGUCCGAGCGAAAGGUGCUGAACAAAUACUAUCCCCCGGACUUCGAUCCGUCGAAGCUCAAGCGCCGGAAGGGUCUCAACAAGGACAAGCAGAUGGUCAUUCGUCUGAUGGCGCCUUUUUCCAUGAGAUGUAACCGGUGUGCAGAGUAUAUCUACAAGGGCAAGAAGUUCAACGCCCGAAAAGAGACGGCCGUGGAUGAAGAAUACUUUGGAAUCAAGAUCUUCCGGUUUUACAUCAAAUGCACGCAGUGCUCAUCCGAGAUCACCUUCAAAACCGACCCCAAAAAUGCCGACUAUACCAUGGAGCACGGCGCCACCCGCAAUUUUGAGAACUGGACGGACGCCGACCCAACCGGAAACCGCACAUUCGUUCCCGACGCAGCGGCGGAUGACGACUAUGACUCGGACGGAAACCCUCGGGAGGAUCGGGCGGCCAAGGAUGCUAUGGCGGACCUGGAGCGGAGUCAGGAGCAGUCUCUGCGGGAGAUGGAGCAGAUGGACGAGCUGGCGGAGCUGAGGCAGCGGAAUGCGCGGGUGGAGACGAAUAAUGCGGAUCCGGAGACGCUGCUCGCGCAACUACAUACGGAACGUGCAAAUAAGGCGGAGGAGGAGAGACUGGCGAUGGAGCAAGAGGAGGAUGAUCAGCUGGUGGCGCAGUACUUUGCCAAAGUCCCAAUGGGGCCGCCGGGCUUGCCGUCAUCGGUGAAGGGGAAGGGGAAGGGCAAGGAGAAGGCGGUGGCCCCGCCCGGAAUCGAGCUGGACGAGCCGGUGGAAGAAAGCGAUGGGGAUGACAGCGGGAGCGAAGGCGAAUUGCCGGCUGCUCCGGAUGCAGUCACCAUCAAGCGCCGACCACCUCCCUCCGAAUCGUCCGGAAACGGUAUGGCCGAGCCAUCAGUGGCGAGUCUACUCGCGGCGAAGGGCAAGGUCCUGGAUAGCGGAGCGGCGGCCGGGAGUGGUUCGGGAUCUAGUGCGCAGGCGCAGGUGGUGGCAAAGAGGAAGCGGGAGGGUCUGCAGAAAUUAAUGGGGAUCAAGAAGAAGAAGUGA